UCUCCCUUCCUCUUUCUCCUCCUCUGGUUUGGUCAGCAGCCCGGCCAUGGACACCCCCACGAGCACUUCUCAGCCUCCCAGCCUCUCCACGAAGAAGAGAGCUCCCCGCCUUUGGCGCCUCCUCCGUGCCGCCGCCUUCAUGAUCCGCCGCAGCUCCGCCAAGAAACUGGCUCCAGUUAACGUCGAGAAAGGCAUCCUCAAUAAAUUGAAUGCCGCCAUGAGGCUGUUGCACCACAACUUUCAUGGAGCACCUGCAUCAGCGCAUGCAGAGAACCAUGGAGCAGUGAAGUUGCAGAGACGGGAAAGUCUGCAUGGUGUGUUUUGGCUUCCGCCUGCGCCAUUGCCACUCGAGACUGAAGAAGAAUUAGAAGAAGAAGAAGAAGAUAAUGUUGACAAUGGCAUUGCUGGUGGUGGUUGCGAUGAUGGUGAAUAUUUGAUCACAUCUGCAGAUUCUGAGAGCCAAUAUUCGCCGGCCGUGAACUUCGUGGAAAUUGACUCGAGCACGAGCUCCAGCUCCAGCUCGAGUCCCGCCAGCCGGCUAAAUGCGAUCGAUUUGAGGGCCGAAGAGUUCAUUGCGAGCUUCUACGAGCAGAUCAGGUUGCAGCGAGUGGAUUCCCUGAACCGUUACAACGAGAUGAUUGAGAGAGGAUCUUAGGUGGUAUCCCAUGGAGAUGGAUGGCCAUGGCGGUGGUGCAGGUCGAUGGAUGCAUCCUGUUUUUUUUUUCCCUGUUACAGUCAGUUGUCCAUUGAGAUUGAUAGAGUACAUAUUCUCAAUUCCUAUAUGUUGGGAAAUAAAUUAAUGUCUUCA
This is a messenger RNA of Nymphaea colorata (pocket water lily), 808 nucleotides long. RefSeq lists its product as uncharacterized. The coding region runs from base 47 to 655 and encodes 202 amino acids. The record is from RefSeq and is a predicted model, not a curated record. Lineage: Eukaryota; Viridiplantae; Streptophyta; Magnoliopsida; Nymphaeales; Nymphaeaceae. The transcript has a single exon.